Linum tenue is the source of this 108-nucleotide messenger RNA. Lineage: Eukaryota; Viridiplantae; Streptophyta; Magnoliopsida; Malpighiales; Linaceae. The record is from the annotation of a GenBank genome assembly.
AUGGGGUUUCUACCGAAAGGGAUGCCAAUACCGCCCUCCGCUCCUUCCAGGCAGCACAACAGCAUUGGCCCUCAGAGCACCGCCGCCGGCAGCGGCGGCGGCGGCUGA